Molecule: messenger RNA, 1005 nt
Organism: Caenorhabditis elegans
Lineage: Eukaryota; Metazoa; Nematoda; Chromadorea; Rhabditida; Rhabditidae
Gene: srh-234
Product: Serpentine Receptor, class H
Exons: 4
Coding region: 1-1005 (334 amino acids)
Source: RefSeq, marked reviewed
AUGAUUGCAUGCAACAAUCACUAUUUAGGAAGUCCUGAUUUUCUGAAAAUGACUUUUCAUGUUAUAACCGGUUUAGCCACCCCGAUCCAUGCUUUCGGCUUUUACUGUAUUGUUAAGAAAACACCAAUUCACAUGAAACCGGUGAAAUGGCUUUUGUUUAACAUGCACUGUUGGUGCAUUUUGUUGGAUAUUACCAUUAGUUUUCUGGGAAUUCCAUACAUUAUAUUUCCUGCAAUGGCCGGAUGGGGUCUUGGGCCAAUAGAGUCUCCAGGUCUAUUUUUCUAUUUGGGGGUCACUUUUAUAACAGGUGUUACUACAUCGGUAUUUGUUACUUUUGAAAACCGAUUUUUUCUCCUAUUUGGUGAACGCACCUUUUGGAUACAUCUUCGAAAAUAUGCAAUUGUUGCAAGUUAUGUUAUUGUGCCAUUAUACUAUUUACCAGUUCAAUUUGUCCUACCGGAUCAAGAGAUUGGAAGGGAAUUUUCUUGGACGUUGUUGGAAUGCAUGCCCGAACUUCCUAGUGACGGACGGCCUCUAUUUGUACUUGCAACGGACAUUACUGCCCCAGCCAUCGGAAUUGGAGUCUCCUGUUUUGUACCAACUGUUCAAUGUGGAUCCUUUCUCACACUUAACAUUUAUAACUUGAUAUUUGCAAGACCAAGUGGCAUUUCUAAGAGGACAAUUGAAAUGCAACACAAGCUUGUUAUAGCGCUAAUUGUACAGUCCUCCGUUACCUUUGUGCUCUUUAUUGUCCCCGUCCAGUGCAUCGUCACAUUUGUUUAUUUCCAUCAUCAGAAUCAAUUUCACAACAAUUUAAUUUUCUUUGCUCUUGCCAUUCAUGGAAUCGCGUCAACUCUCAUUAUGAUAUUUGCCCAUAAACCAUAUCGUGAUUUUGUAUUAUCUCCGAUUUACCGAUUCACAGAGAGAACGUUAAUAGUUGCGGUUGCGCCAUCAGUAUUUCCAACAAAUUCUUUCAGUGGAGCAGCGAGAAAUCAAGCUUCUUGA